Molecule: messenger RNA, 255 nt
Organism: Lentinula edodes (shiitake mushroom)
Lineage: Eukaryota; Fungi; Basidiomycota; Agaricomycetes; Agaricales; Omphalotaceae
Product: ribosomal protein L38e
Exons: 2
Biological process (GO): protein-RNA complex assembly; translation
Cellular component (GO): ribosome; cytosolic large ribosomal subunit
Molecular function (GO): structural constituent of ribosome
Source: RefSeq, a predicted model, not a curated record
CCGAAGGAAAUCAGUGACAUCAAGCAGUUUCUCGAGAUCUCAAAACGCAAGGAUGCCUCCGAGGCCCGCAUAAAAAGAAUCGCUGCCAAGGGUCGCGGUGGAAAACUUCAGACAAAGUUCAAGCUAAGAUGUUCACGAUACUUGUACACACUGUCCCUCGAUGACCCGGAAAAAGCUGAAAAGCUAAGACAGAGUCUUCCUCCUGGUACCUUGUGGUCAUUUUUACGUGGGAACACCUUACUUAUACUGUUGUAG